Messenger RNA from Lagenorhynchus albirostris (white-beaked dolphin), 5422 nucleotides. RefSeq names its product GATA zinc finger domain containing 2B (gene GATAD2B). Lineage: Eukaryota; Metazoa; Chordata; Mammalia; Artiodactyla; Delphinidae. Gene Ontology annotation, molecular function: sequence-specific DNA binding; zinc ion binding. Bases 58 to 1869 code for a protein of 603 amino acids. The transcript is spliced from 11 exons. The record is from RefSeq and is a predicted model, not a curated record. Gene Ontology annotation, biological process: negative regulation of transcription by RNA polymerase II. Gene Ontology annotation, cellular component: NuRD complex.
ACCCCAACUCAUGGAUACAGAGGGCAGAUUGGUGGUUGCCAGGGCGGCUGGGGGGAAAUGGAGCAAAAAUGGGUGACGGUGGUCAAAAGGAUGGAUAGAAUGACGGAGGAUGCUCUUCGCCUGAAUCUGUUGAAGCGGAGCUUGGACCCAGCUGAUGAGCGAGAUGAUGUCCUGGCUAAGCGACUCAAAAUGGAGGGGCAUGAGGCCAUGGAACGUCUGAAAAUGUUGGCACUGCUCAAACGGAAGGAUUUGGCAAAUCUUGAAGUGCCACAUGAGUUACCCACCAAACAGGAUGGCAGUGGUGUCAAGGGCUAUGAAGAGAAGCUCAAUGGGAAUCUCAGGCCUCAUGGAGACAACAGGACUGCUGGAAGGCCAGGCAAAGAAAACAUCAAUGAUGAGCCUGUGGAUAUGAGUGCUAGACGGAGUGAGCCAGACCGAGGAAGGCUUACUCCCUCCCCAGACAUCAUCGUUUUGUCUGAUAAUGAGGCUUCCAGUCCCCGUUCCAGCUCCCGAAUGGAAGAAAGACUCAAAGCAGCCAACCUAGAGAUGUUUAAGGGGAAAGGCAUUGAGGAACGGCAGCAGCUCAUCAAGCAGCUGAGAGAUGAGCUGAGAUUGGAAGAAGCCCGACUGGUGCUGUUAAAGAAACUGAGACAGAGUCAGCUACAGAAAGAGAAUGUCGUCCAGAAGACUCCAGUUGUACAGAAUGCAGCAUCUAUUGUUCAGCCAUCUCCUGCCCAUGUGGGACAGCAAGGCCUCUCCAAGCUUCCAUCCCGGCCUGGGGCACAAGGGGUUGAACAGAAUUUGAGGACAUUGCAGGGUCACAGUGUUAUCCGUUCAGCGACCAAUACCACCCUCCCACACAUGUUAAUGUCUCAACGUGUGAUUGCGCCAAACCCAGCCCAGCUACAGGGUCAGCGGGGCCCACCUAAGCCUGGCCUUGUACGCACCACAACACCCAAUAUGAAUCCCGCCAUCAAUUACCAACCGCAGUCAAGUUCUUCUGUUCCCUGUCAGCGUACAACAUCCUCUGCCAUCUAUAUGAACCUUGCCUCCCAUAUUCAGCCAGGGACCGUGAACAGGGUGUCCUCACCACUUCCUAGCCCCAGCGCCAUGACUGAUGCUGCCAACUCACAGGCUGCAGCCAAAUUGGCUCUUCGCAAACAGCUGGAAAAGACACUCCUGGAGAUUCCACCCCCUAAACCACCUGCUCCCUUGCUUCAUUUCCUGCCUAGUGCAGCCAAUAGUGAGUUCAUCUACAUGGUAGGCUUGGAAGAAGUCGUACAGAGUGUCAUCGACAGCCAAGGGAAAAGCUGUGCCUCACUCCUGCGGGUUGAACCCUUUGUUUGUGCCCAGUGCCGCACAGAUUUCACCCCUCACUGGAAGCAAGAAAAGAAUGGUAAGAUUCUAUGUGAGCAAUGUAUGACCUCCAACCAGAAGAAGGCUCUAAAGGCAGAACACACCAACCGACUGAAAAAUGCUUUUGUUAAAGCCCUACAGCAGGAACAGGAAAUUGAACAGCGAUUACAGCAGCAGGCAGCACUCUCCCCCACUACGGCUCCAGCUGUGUCCAGUGUCAGUAAACAAGAGACCAUAAUGAGACAUCAUACGCUUCGACAGGCUCCACAGCCCCAAAGCAGUCUCCAGCGUGGUAUACCCACGUCUGCCCGUUCCAUGCUUUCCAACUUUGCACAGGCACCCCAGCUGUCUGUGCCAGGUGGCCUCCUUGGUAUGCCAGGUGUCAACAUUGCAUACUUGAACACUGGUAUUGGAGGACACAAAGCCCCCAGUCUGGCAGACCGACAGCGGGAAUACCUUUUAGACAUGAUCCCUCCCCGGUCUAUAUCGCAGUCCAUCAGUGGACAGAAAUAACGCCUGUUCCACUUGUACUGCCCCAACCUUGUAUCCUUUACUCCUCUCCUCUCCCAUUGCCCCCAACUUCCGUCGCAUGCAGUGCCUGUACUGGUGCCUACCAUACACGGAAAACAAAACAGAAAAACAGAAGACAAACAGUAGAAAUCAACAAGAAAACACACGCCCUGCCCCACCACCUCCUCUUUAUUUCACACUGCUGCGAUCUGUUCUUCUGCCACUUUCUCUCUUCAGUUUUCUAUAACAGUGAGGUGGAUCUUUGCCUCUGAUAGAGGUCAGAAUGAGGUCCUGGGGAGAAAUCCAAGCCCUCUGACGUGUGUUUCUAAAGUUUGUUUUUAUGCUUUAAUUAUUAUUAUCAUUUUUAAUGAUGUUGUGUGUCGUCCCUUUGUUCAGUGGACGGUUAAACCUUUCUAUUUUCCCCCCAAUAUUUUUUUUUUUUCUCUUUCGUCUUUUUUUUUUUUGGUAAACACAAAUGAUAUUCAGUUAAGUGAUAGGAGCAUUGCAGUAGGGUCCCCAACUGCCAAGUAGGACAUGACUGGGAGUGUUAGGGGCAGAAGUUUUUAAUGCACUUAACCCCAGGGUCAGGGGGAGGUGGUGGCAUCAAACAAGGAGGAAUAGCACACCCGCUCUGGGGUGUCUCUGAGCUGCACAGUUCUGGAGGCAGUGUUGAGUAUUGAAGUUGGGCUCUAAGAAUGAGGGGAAAGAGCCUGGAAGGAGAAGCUUUAAAACUUAACCACCCUAGAAUUGACCCAUAAAGAAGGGGGAGAAAGGGGCGUGACAAUGAGCAUAAUGUUGAGCCAAGGAGGACUGAGACCAGGUCCUGGCCUUCUGGAUGCUGGGGGAAUGAGAUUGGUCUCCUGACCCCAGUGGAGACACAGGAGUCUAUUCCAGGCCAACUAGCCCCAAAUUAUUUCAUCUUAUUUUCUUUGUAAAAUUCUCCCCCAUCCCUGUCUCUUUUCUUUUCUUUUCUUUUUUUAAAUCCUAAUCUGCCCUUGGUAACCACAGCCCCAUCUGUAAUAUAGAGGAGUGGCUAUUCCUAGCCUGACUUUGCUGUGUGUCCUGGACAUUGGAUGGACAUGAGUGAGUGAAAUGUCAAAGGGAGGAAAUAGAGGAAGAAAGAAAGAGGGGUUUCCCUCCCAACAGUUGCGACUUUCCCAUUUGUCUCUUUACCUUCUGAGCGCCAGGAGAUGAGGGUGAGGGCACCUAACAGAUUGGAGCGCUGCCCUGACCCUGCUGCACUAACUGCAGAGCCAACCGCUCAAAGCCAGACAAUUCAUGUCAAAACCAAUCCUGGACUUGUGCUAUACAAGUAGAUGUUGUCUUUUUUCUCCCCAGAAUUCUAUAAAUUUUGCUUUUUUGUUUGUUUUUAUUUUUUUCUUAAGUGCUACUAAUGUAGAGAAUGAAUUGAAUUGUGCAAUGUUGCUGUUCUGGGGAUUGGGGAGAUUAGCAUCCCAUUUGCCCAUACUGUGGGGGAAGGGGGAGGGGACCAGGCUGUUUUUGAGGUAAGGGAAGCCCCUUAAAGGUAGAGGUUUCUGCUCUCCUCAUAGUGUAUGCCCACCUGCCUCUCCAGCCGUAGAAGCUGCCAGAGUUCAAGGAAGGGAUACUCUCAGCAAAGAGGUAUGAAGAGAGGAGUUUAACAUUUUACCCUUGAAAGCAACCUGGAGAAGGUCCCCCACUUUUAUUUUUAAAAUUAAAUAAUUUUUUAAAGUAAGAAGGCACUUUUAAAAUUAACACACACACAAACUGCACAUCCUCCCCAUAAAGUUUGGGGAGGGGAUGGGAGAAGGAGCUGGAAUCAGGCUCAGUUCCCCCCACACUGGCCUCUACUCCCCAUACUCCAGAGCCACUGUGGGUGAUUAUACUGGCCCUACGGGCCUUCCUGGCUUUUUUUUCUUUCCUCCCUUCCCCCAAAUUCAUUGAGCACUUAAUAAAGGAGCAGAGAUGCAGCCUGUGUCUGGGCUCCCCCAGUGGUGAAAUGAUCUGGAAGCUAGACGCUAGUAACAGGUAGUGAUGGGGUCGUUUCGAGUAUUUUUCUGGGGAAUGUGGAACCCCUGACUGUAAGUGGUGGGAGAGGGAGGGGGGUUAGUGGAACUGGGUCUGGGAUUAUUUUAAAAUUAUAUAUAUAUAUAUAAAGAUAUAUUCUUACAUCUCUCCUUUGCCCUCUGUGCUUUGAAAGCACUGGAUAAAUCGUUUGGUUUUGCUUUUCCCUCUUCCACAAAAUUGGAAGCUUUUUAAAAAAUAUUUUCCCUGCAAGUCAUCUUGCCUUGUGGCAUGUCUGUCUAGCUUCUUCCCCCCCCAGCCCCCAUGAUGAAGUGCCAUUUCUGUUAUGUCUCCCCUCCCCCAGCUCAGAGGUGCUCAGAGGUACGAGGUACCCAAGUUUGUCAAUUGAGAUUAAAAGUAAGGAACAGAGAAUGUGCAAUACCGUCUGGCUGGGGGGUGUCCCUGCCCUGAGCUGAGUCCCUUCCCUGGGAGCCAGGCCACCUUUGAAUGGGGCUUGGAAGUAAUAUGUGUCGAGAAUGGGGGAUGAUGGGGAAGGAAAGCCUGUAGUCGAGUGCCUGCCAAGGUGCUGAGGCGAUAGGGGAGAGGAUGGAGUCUUCCCUGUUUUUAUCCCCUCAGGGUCAGUUACACAGAGGCUGCUUGUUGACUAGUAUAGCUCCGUGACCCUUUGCUCAAUCGCUGAGGUUUGAUUUCUUACCCUCUCUUCUCCCCAUUUUCAUACCCUUCCCAGGGAUUAGUGACAGGGGUGAGGUUCCCCUAAUCAUGGUAAAGUAUUAGCCUUCCACCUCCUCCCUUUCCUCCCUCUCCCUCAUCCUUCUGUUUUCCUCAUUUCUCUACUUUUUCACCACUGAUUGCCUUGUGUCCCUCCAAGUCUAUUGUUGCUGUCCAUCCCCAGGCCUUGGGCCCCAUAGACACUAAACCUCAUGCCCUAAAGAUAGGAGGAAAGACCCUCUGUUCAGAGUUAUUUUACCCCUGGAGCAUUGAAGCUCAGGGUGAUACUAGAGUGAGGAUCCCACCAGUUUUGCCUGGCUUCCUCCAUCCCCAGAGGCUUUAAAAGUAGUAGUAGUUUAUGGACAGUGGCUUACUCUCUAGAAGCCUGAUACGGGUGGAUAAGCAGUAAGGCUUGGGUAAAACUGAGGGACAGAGGUCCUUAUUGGUUUUUUUUUUUCUUUUUUUUUUUGUCAUUUGACCACAGCAUCUGGACUUCUUUCAUCCCUGGAAUAAGUACUUUUUCCACAUUUUUUGGAUGUAUGUAUGGUAGACAAUUUUUUUUUAAGACACAGAGAUAAAUGUUUUCCUGCUUUGGUUACCUUUCCUUUCCCCUUUAAAAGGAAUUAGCUAUAGAACUGCUUUGUAAAGAUGCUUCUUGAUAUUUUACUUUUGUUCCUUUUCCCCAACCACUCCCUUUUCUCCCCACUUCUCCAGAAGGCAUAACCUUCUCUCCACACCCCACACCCCAGUCCUAGGCUCCCUUCCCCUCCAACAAGACCUUCAUUAGCUUAUGAUAUUUGCUGCCGAGAUGUUAUAACAAGGACUCAUUCGUGUAUAUAAGCUA